AUGUAUAUAAAUUGGCAUUGUCUUUCUUUUGUCAUAAUAUUAAGCUUUUCCUCGAACAUUGUCUGCCAACGUUCAUCCCCAUUAAAAAUUGAAAAAGAUACAGCUGUCUAUGAAUUACUUACGGAAUAUCACCAUUACAGUGAACUGGAUCGUCUUUUACAAAAAUGGCAAAGUGAUUAUUCAAAAAUUGCUAAAGCAUUCAAUGUAGGCAAAAGUAUUACUGGUCGAAAUUUGUUGGUUAUGCGUCUUACAUCGCCACUCGGUACGGACAUUGAGAAUGAACAAGACGAAAACCAGUUAUUAAAACCAAAAUUUAAAUAUGUUGCAAAUAUGCAUGGUGAUGAAACCAUUGGUCGUGAAAUGAUGAUAGCUUUAAUAUACUAUUUAUUAUUAAAUUCAAAAUCAGAUGCACGCGUUAAUAGGCUAUUAUCUACGACAGAUAUUUAUAUAAUGCCUAGUAUGAAUCCGGAUGGUUUCGAAAAUGCUGUCGCAGGUUUAUGUGAGAGUCCUAAUAUGAAUGGUCGAGGAAAUGGAAUGAAAGUUGAUCUUAAUCGAGAUUUUCCAUCACAAUUUGCGCCACUUCAAAAAUUAAUAAAUGGUACAAGUGUCGAUCUGUUUUAUGAAAGACAACCAGAAACAAUUGCUCUUAUGAAAUGGAUAUUAAAAGAAAAUUUUGUUCUCAGCGCUAAUCUACAUGGUGGCUCACUUGUUGCUUCAUAUCCGUUUGAUGAAACCAUUCAUCAUGUUGAUCAUACAUAUUCAGCUUCACCAGAUGAUUCAUUAUUUCGACAUCUAGCACGAACCUAUGCUAGUAAACAUUUAACGAUGAAUAAAGGUCAAGGAUGUGCAGCUGAAUUUACUGAAGGAAUAACGAAUGGUGCUCAAUGGUACGAUGUACCAGGUGGCAUGCAAGAUUUUAAUUAUUUGCAGAGUAAUGCAUUUGAAAUUACAUUGGAACUAAGUUGUUGUAAAUAUCCAUCGGCUGAAAAUGGUGUUCUUCAACAGGAAUGGGACAACAAUAAGGAAGCAUUACUUUCCUAUAUAGAACUGAGUCAUUUGGGUAUUAAGGGUUUUAUUCGUGAUAUUGACACACACACAGGCAUUUCAGGUGCAUUGAUUCAAGUUGAAGGUGUUCUUCAUCCUGUUCGUAGUGUCAAAAAUGGUGUUUAUUGGCGCUUAUUAUUACCUGGUUUACAUAAUGUAACAGUAACUGCUGCAGGAUAUUUACCACAAACUAAAUUCAAUAUCAAUGUGGCGAAUAACGACUCGACAAGUGCACUUCGGCUUGACUUUAAUUUACAACGUUCGACACACGAUACACCAGCAGGUAGCAAAGAUGUUUCGUCAACGAAUGAUGUUUACAAUUUGUUAUCAACCUAUGCUGAAAAAUUAAUGAAUGACACACGUGAAACUAUUCUUAGAAGUUUACUUGAACCAACAACUGAAUUUCGAUAUCAUAAUUAUGAUUUAAUGGUUCAAAAGCUGAAAGAUCUGAAUGCGAAAUAUCCAAAUAUAACAAGUUUAUAUACAAUUGGCAAAAGUACUGAAAAUCGUGAUCUGUGGGUUAUUAUUAUUAGUGAUCAACCACUUAUUCAUGAGCCAGGAGAACCAGAAGUAAAAUAUAUUGGAAAUAUGCAUGGCGAUGAAAGUGUGGGACGAGAAUGUUUAAUUCUUCUUAUUGAAUAUUUAUGUAUGAAUUAUGAAAAAAGCGAAUAUAUCACUCAACUUGUUAAUAAUGUUCGUAUUCAUAUAAUGCCAACAAUGAAUCCCGAUGGUUUUGAAUAUGAAUAUAAACAAAGUCAACAUGGACAAGGACUCGGUCGUCUCAAUGCUCAUAAAGUUGAUUUAAAUCGAAAUUUCCCUAAAGUCGAAUUGUUACCAUCAACGAAUGAAAAUGGCAAAGGAGUUGGUGUACCAAAGCAAGCGUUAUAUAACAGUAAAUCUUAUCUAGAAGAAUUAACUAAAACACAAGUCAAUCUUGAACCAGAAGUGCGUGCUGUUAUGCAUUGGUCACUUAUAUAUCCAUUUGUUCUAUCUGCCAAUUUACAUGGUGGUGCUCUCGUUGCCAAUUAUCCAUUUGAUAGCCAAAUUAAAGAUGUAGCUAGAAAAGAAAGCAAAUCGCCCGAUGAUGAAACCUUUAAAAUGCUUGCUAAAACUUAUUCAUUUGCUCAUCCAAAAAUGCAUAAAGGUAAUGCAUGUGUUAGAUUUUAUGAUGGAAUUACAAAUGGAGCUUCAUGGUAUGUUAUUGAUGGUGGCAUGCAAGAUUGGUCAUAUACGUAUACAUCUGAUAUGCAAAUAACAAUCGAAUUAGGUUGUGAUAAAUAUCCGGAUGAAGCAAAUUUGAAAUCUUAUUGGGAUGAUAAUAAAGGAGCUUUAUUAGCCUAUAUAACUCAAGUCACUCGUGGAAUUCGUGGUUUUGUAUUUGAUUCAAAAACAAAAAUGCCUUUGUCAGGUGUUAUUAUUCAUGUGCACGGUAUUCAACAUAAUGUUAGCACGUCUCGUGAUGGUGACUUUUUCCGUAUAUUAACACCUGGCAUUUAUGAUAUAACAGUUGACCGUAUUGGGUAUCAAUCUGAAACAAAACAAAGUAUACUCGUUGGUAGUCAAUCAUCAACAUAUAUUGAAUUUAAAUUGAAACGUAAAAAUUUCUAUGAUGACAACGAUAAACAGGGACCAUAUUCUAAUGUAACGUCAACUGUUUAUAAUAGAACAAAGGGAGUUUUUUCAAGCUUUGUCAAUUUAACAUCGUCGAAUGUUCGAACUUUAUAUCAUCAUUCUAAAGAUUUUAUACUACACCAACAACUUUUUCUUAUCAUUGCUGGCAUAUCUGCCUUAGUCCUAGCAAUUGUAUUUGCUACUGUUGUGAUAUAUUUAAGAUUUUGUCAAGGGUCAACAGUACGUCGCGAUACUGGUUUUCAACGAUAUGAACUUUUACUACAAGAUGAACAUGAUUUACCAAGAAUACAACGGAACAAUGGAAAAAAAUCUACAAGAAAUGGUCGUCCUAUGUCAAGUGAAUCUGAUGACGACGAAGACGAAACAUUGUUUUCAUCGAAAAUAAAGAAAGUGAUAGUUCCUUGA
Messenger RNA from Rotaria socialis, 3081 nucleotides. Lineage: Eukaryota; Metazoa; Rotifera; Eurotatoria; Philodinida; Philodinidae. The record is from the annotation of a GenBank genome assembly.